UUGGCAUUUAAGGUGUCCCGGAGUAGCGUCCCUGCGGCCGCAUGGACAGCCGGUCCGCCGCCGCCUCGCCCCCGCGUGGUGCUGCCUGCUCCAUUGUUUAUUUCCCGGAGCUCGAGGGAAGGUGGACCAGGCAAGACACCAAGAAACUACAGGAGAGGGGAAAAGACUAAACUGUGAGUGAGUGUGCCUGAGAGCUAUGUCUGUUCGGGAAUCCUUUAACUCAGAAAGUUACGAAUUGGACAAGAGUUUCCGGCUAACCCGAUUCACUGAACUGAAGGGCACAGGCUGCAAGGUACCACAAGAUGUCCUGCAGAAAUUGCUGGAAUCCUUACAAGAGAAUCACUUCCAGGAAGAUGAACAGUUUUUGGGAGCAGUUAUGCCAAGGCUAGGCAUUGGAAUGGACACUUGUGUUAUUCCUUUGAGACAUGGUGGUCUUUCCUUGGUUCAGACCACAGAUUACAUUUAUCCUAUUGUGGAUGAUCCUUACAUGAUGGGCCGGAUAGCCUGUGCCAAUGUUCUAAGUGACCUUUAUGCCAUGGGUGUCACGGAAUGUGACAACAUGUUGAUGCUCCUUGGAAUUAGUAAUAAAAUGACAGACAGGGAAAGGGACAAAGUGAUGCCCCUAAUUAUACAGGGUUUUAAAGAUGCUGCAGAAGAAGCGGGAACAUCUGUAACUGGUGGCCAAACAGUGUUGAAUCCCUGGAUCGUAUUGGGUGGAGUGGCUACAACAGUUUGUCAACCUAACGAGUUUAUCAUGCCUGAUAAUGCAGUGCCAGGAGAUGUGCUUGUGUUGACAAAGCCCCUGGGAACACAAGUAGCCGUGGCUGUGCAUCAGUGGCUGGAUAUUCCAGAAAAAUGGAAUAAAAUUAAACUUGUGGUCACCCAGGAAGAUGUGGAGUUGGCAUAUCAAGAAGCAAUGAUGAACAUGGCAAGGCUCAACCGAACAGCUGCCGGACUUAUGCACACUUUUAAUGCGCAUGCAGCCACGGACAUCACAGGGUUUGGGAUCUUGGGCCACGCACAGAACCUUGCUAAGCAACAGAGGAAUGAAGUGUCCUUUGUCAUCCACAAUCUUCCAGUGUUGGCCAAGAUGGCUGCUGUUAGUAAGGCCUGUGGAAACAUGUUUGGCCUUAUGCAUGGAACCUGCCCAGAGACAUCAGGAGGCCUUCUGAUCUGUUUACCACGUGAGCAGGCUGCUCGAUUCCGCGCAGAGAUUAAGUCCCCAAAAUAUGGGGAAGGUCACCAAGCAUGGAUUAUUGGGAUUGUAGAGAAAGGCAACCGUACAGCCAGAAUUAUAGACAAACCCCGGAUCAUCGAAGUAGCACCACAAGUGGCCACCCAAAAUGUGAAUCCCACGCCUGGUGCCACCUCUUAAUCUAGACAAAAAUAGCUAUUUGGUUUUGUUUUUAAAUAGAUCUAUUCCUUUAUCAUCAUUACAAUUAAAGACUGUAAAAAAAAUCUCAUUGUGUCUACGCAUCUGGUGACCUUAGGUCAGUUUGUGAGUGGAUGCAAUUAAUAAAAUAAAAUCCAUUGCCUUUUUUUCCUGUUACAUUAACUGAAGAUGCACCUAAUCUUGAGGCAGCUUCUGAGUUGAGAAUUAUAUUGUUAUCCAAUACUGUUGAUUCAUUUUGAAUCUUUAGACACUUAUCUCUCGCCGCAUAGGCUCUUUUUAAAGGUGCUUUCACGUAGCACAGACAUUACCAGUAGUAGUGUCAUUUAGCAGUUUGUGUCAUUACAUGUAUAUUUAUCAUUAUAAGUCUAAUAAUUUUUUGAUGUCUUGAAUGGUAUUCUGGAAAGGCAGAAUGGGUAGGUGACACAGUGGGUAUACCCGUAGUAGUAAGAGGGUUGCAUGAUUACUUUCAGUCUUUUAUUUGUAAAGUCUAGUCUUAUGAUCCAAGAGCAUCUCUCCAACCCUGGAUUUAGUAGCGCACUCAGUUAAAUAAGGCAAGUGCUUAACUCUGCAUGGAAAGCACUUUGAAGUUGAAGGAGAAAUUUUCAUUUCGUAUUUGUAGACCUUAUAAUAUUUACUGUAAUAUCAAUAAUUGUUUUCUUUAUUAAAAGGGGGGAAAAUUGCUAACUUUUUGCAAUAUAAUUGGAUGUGCUAUAGUGCAGCAAGCAAUUGCCGACCAAAAGGGGAUUAAUGUAUAAUAUUCAUUUACAAUUCAGUAUAUAAUUAACUACACAAAUAAUUUUUAAAUAUAAUCAAU
Trichosurus vulpecula (common brushtail) is the source of this 2207-nucleotide messenger RNA. RefSeq names its product selenide, water dikinase 1-like. The record is from RefSeq and is a predicted model, not a curated record. Bases 197 to 1375 code for a protein of 392 amino acids. Gene Ontology annotation, biological process: L-selenocysteine biosynthetic process. The transcript has a single exon. Gene Ontology annotation, cellular component: cytoplasm. Gene Ontology annotation, molecular function: selenide, water dikinase activity; ATP binding. NCBI's taxonomy places the organism in Eukaryota, Metazoa, Chordata, Mammalia, Diprotodontia, Phalangeridae.